This is a messenger RNA of Camellia sinensis, 3280 nucleotides long. NCBI's taxonomy places the organism in Eukaryota, Viridiplantae, Streptophyta, Magnoliopsida, Ericales, Theaceae. The record is from RefSeq and is a predicted model, not a curated record.
UCUCUCUCUCUCCCCAUACAUACAUACGAAUUUUCUCUCUCUUUCUAUGGGUUGAUGGUGAGAGCUUCAGAAGUUUGUUAAUGGAGGUGGUGGGUUAUGGCCAUGUGGAUCCUAACAAAUAUAUGUUCUGAACAUUAAUUUUGCUGAAGAAGUUCUUGUGAUCAAAAAAUUCUGAGGUUGAUGAGAAAAGUCAUCAAUAGGUCCAUUUUGAUCACUGUCUUCAACAGCAACCAACACAAGUUCUUCAACUGAAAAUCGAAAAAAAUGGUGGUGAUAGAGCCUGAAAUUAUGUCCAAAAGUGAGGUUGAUUCGCCAUUACAAUUCGACCAACAGCCCAAGAACCAUGCAUUCCCGUCGCUGGGACGACAGUCAUCAAUUUACUCACUCACCCUCGAUGAGUUCCAGCACACGCUCUGUGAGAGCGGCAAGAACUUCGGGUCCAUGAACAUGGAUGAAUUUCUCAACAGCAUUUGGACUGCAGAAGAAAACCAAGCCCAAGCCCAAACCAACUCCAAUCCCACCACCACUGCCACCGUCACCGCCACAAACAUAAGUAGCAAUAACAAUAUGCAGUAUUUCCCCAGUGAGGGUUCGACAGAUAGGCGCAUUGCUAGACAACUCAGCUUGUCAAGGCAAGGCUCUCUUACGCUUCCCCCGCCUUUGUGUGGAAAAACGGUGGACGAAGUGUGGUUGGAGAUACACCAGAGUCAGCAAGAACAGCCACAGAGUGGUGGUGGUACUGUUAGCAGCAAUGUCCAAAAUCCGGGUUCUACCCCUUGGCAACCCACUUUUGGAGAGAUGACACUGGAGGAUUUCUUAGUUAGAGCAGGGGUAGUUCGGGAACAGUGCAAUCCAAUCCUGCCAGCUCAGCAUCAGCAGCAGCCGUGCAGGUUGUACCAGAACAAUAAUAACCCUGGAGUAGGCCCUAGUUUUGUUCAGAGGUCCAUCAUGGCUUUAGGUAUAGGUGGCGGUGGCGGUGGCGACAACAGUGGUGUUAAUAUGCCAACGUACCAAGCAUUGCCUCAGGGUGGUGUUGGUGGAGUAGGCGAGCCAGCAGCGUAUGCGGGAAAUGGGAAGAGGAGUGGUGGUGGGUACCCACCACCGCCAUCCACGGUGUGUUAUGGUAGUGGUAGAGUUGGGAAUGUUGGUGGUGGUGGUGGUAGUGGCGGUGGGUAUGGGCAGGGGCAGGGGCAGGUGUUGGGGAUGGAGUUGCCAUUGAGUCCAGUGUCAUCAGAUGGAAUGUGCCCAAGUCAAGGGGAUGGGAGGAAUCAGUUUGGGAUGGAUAUGGGCGGGAUGAGGGGGGGACGGAAGCGGAUCAUAGAUGGUCCGGUGGAGAAGGUGGUGGAGCGGAGGCAACGCCGGAUGAUUAAAAACCGGGAGUCCGCUGCAAGGUCUAGAGCCAGGAAGCAGGCCUACACAGUUGAACUGGAAGCAGAACUGAACCAGUUGAAAGAAGAGAAUGCUCAGCUAAAACAAACUCUGGCUGAGCUUGAAAGGAAAAGAAAGCAACAGAUGUGGUGCAACCUGAUGAUGCUAUUCCACUUGGAGUAUUUUGAGGAAGCAAAAAUGAAGGCUCAGACCAAAGCUCAGAAGGCCAAAGAGAAAAUGCAGGUUAUGAGGAGAACUUCGAGUUGCCCAUUGUGAAGUCCAGAGCAAGAUCAAGAUCAAGGAUCAAGAUCAGAUGACUAGUUUGCGACUAUGAUUUUAGAGAAGGAAAAAUAGAAUAAGCUAGUUCAGUGCUAAAUUAUACAAAGGUUUUUGUUUUUUUUUUUUUGGGUGUCUCUGUUAUAACCCAACACAAAGUGUGUUUGCUCUCACAAAAAGUGCUUGUAUGUAUAGUUCAGCUCAGUUCAGUUCUUUGAAGUCUUCCUCAGCAUAGACAAUCAAUGCUUUGUUUAUAUUUUGAAACUGUGGAGGAAAAGAAAAGAGUGCUGCUACUUUUCUUUUUUGAACCCCUCAUUUCUUUUAUUUUUUUUAAUUCAAAUUUUGUGCAAACAUGAAAUUAUAUUUUUACCCUCAUCCCUAACAUUCUACUCCUAAUUUUCCAAACCCUAACCCUAACAGUGAUAACCCAUUGGUCAACAACCUCCACUAAAGCUCCGGCGGUGCACUCCGACGAUACUCCUCAGCUCAUACUUGCUGCCAUUCACCACCGCCCAACCCCUCAACCUCCCCUUGACCCUCGUCCACCACCCCGGCCACCUAUCAACCCAUUCUCACCCACCACCGCCAUAGCCCAACCCCAUCUUGACCCGCAAUCUCUCUCUCUCUCUCUCUCUCUCUCUCUCUCUGUAUGACCUUUUUUUCUGUAAUCUCUCUCCCUUUGUCCUUUCUCCACUGCAUCGCCACCCUCAACCCAUCCCUAACCACCACCGUCACUACCCAUUGCCAUCUCCACCGGACAUCAUCUCUCUCUCUCUCUCUCUGCGCACGCGCGCUGCAAUUGCGACAUCGCUGAGGCCGUAGAUGAGGACUACGCUGACCACGAAGCUCGGGUUGAACUGGCUUGAGAGCAUUUGGAGCUAUUGGAGUGGUUCGACGAUAAGUAAGAUUAAUGGGUUUUGUGAUCUGGGUUGGUGGUUGGAGAUUGGCCUGAGGAAAAGUAGUCACCAGAGGUAAGAGGCUUUGUGUCGGAAUCUUGGGUUUCUGGGGAGCAUAUGUUUCAGAAUCAAAGCAUGGAUCUGAAGAAGAAGAAAGUAUGGGAUGCGAGAGAGGGAGAGGGGGGGAUUAGGUUAGGGUUUGGAAAUGGAAAGGGCAGAGGUUGUCGGUGAACGAUUGCCGGCAGUGGAAACAUUGCUAGAAGAAGAAGAAGAGUUGGGUGUCCAAAGAUAAGGAUAUAGUUGAUAUUAAGGUGGGGGGUUCAAAGAGAAAAUGUGAGGGUUUCAAUUAAUUUUAGGUAGAGAUUAAAAGAAAUGGGGGGUCCAAAAUAAAAAGGUGGGGGCAUAUAUAGCAGGCCUCAAAAAAAACAAGGAGAUGAAAUCACUUAUACCUAGUUGUUUCUAGGAAUUAUCGACCAAAAAAAAAAAAAAAGAAAGAAGAAGAAUUUUCAGAUAGAUGACUAUAUUUUCUUGUCAAUUUCUCAACCAACCAAACAAAGUUAGGAAUUAGUUAAUUCAUAUAAUUUUAAUUUUUGUUUCAUUUUUCUUUAAGCUAGGUUUGGUAUGUGGGCAGGGCCGGCCCUGCCCUAAGGCAGGUAAGGCUUGUGCCUUAGGUCCCAUAUUUUGGCCUCAUAUUUUGGCCUAAAAAUAGGGCCCCUAAAUUUAAAAAAUUGUUAUAGGUU